AUGCCACCACAAACUACGACGGCCCGCACCGUCAUAAAUUCCCUUCCGAGGGCUGUAUCACGGCAAUCCUCACGAUUAGUAUCAACAUGGCGCGUCGCGCAGCCCAACUCUCGGCCCAUCGCACCUCCCCCCUAUAAAUCUCAUUCACAGUCAUUCCAGCCAUUGGUGCAGCGCAGGUUCAAAUUCAGCACAGUGGAAGAGGCAAAAAGCAGGUAUCGCUCAGGGCCCUUCUCAUGGAAAGCCGGCCUUCUCUUCGUCCUCACUGGCUGUGGCUUGGUUUGGUACUUCAGGAGUGAGAAAGAGCGGAUGCAGCGAAAAAGGAUAGCCGAGUCUGCCAAGGGCGUUGGCAGGCCGAAGGUGGGCGGUCCGUUUGAACUGGUGGACCAGGAAGGCAACAAAGUGACGGAGCAGGACCUCAAAGGACGGUACUCUCUUGUCUACUUCGGCUUCACCCACUGUCCUGACAUCUGCCCCGAGGAGCUGGACAAGAUGGCAAGGAUGUUCGAUCUGGUCGAGGAACAGCGACCCGGCUGGCUAACACCCGUCUUUGUCACAUGCGACCCGGCACGCGACCCGCCAAAGGUGUUGAAGGAAUAUCUGGCCGAGUUUCACCCAAGCUUCCUGGGCUUGACAGGCACGUACGACCAGAUCAAAGCCAUGUGCAAGGCAUACCGCGUUUACUUCAGCACGCCGACCGAGGUGAAGCCGGGCCAGGACUAUUUGGUGGACCACAGCAUCUACUUUUAUCUGAUGGAUCCUGAUGGUGACUUUGUAGAGGCUCUAGGGAGGCAGCACUCGCCUGACCAGGGUGCCAAGGUCAUAUUAGACCAUAUGAAAGACUGGAGGGGCCAGCUAAGGACGAAGUGA
Messenger RNA from Canariomyces notabilis, 867 nucleotides. Its product is annotated as cytochrome c oxidase-like protein. The transcript is spliced from 3 exons. Bases 1 to 867 code for a protein of 288 amino acids. NCBI's taxonomy places the organism in Eukaryota, Fungi, Ascomycota, Sordariomycetes, Sordariales, Chaetomiaceae. Gene Ontology annotation, molecular function: copper chaperone activity; copper ion binding. The record is from RefSeq and is a predicted model, not a curated record. Gene Ontology annotation, cellular component: mitochondrial inner membrane. Gene Ontology annotation, biological process: mitochondrial respiratory chain complex IV assembly; intracellular copper ion homeostasis.